AUGUCGUUUAAUAGCUACCAGCGAAGAGGAUCGCGCUCAGCGGCACAAGCUACACUAGCAAAUCAAAGUUUUAAUGAGUGUGAGGAGUCUAGUCUUCGCAAUAUCACGGCCCUGGACGAUGUACAUGUGCUCAACAACCCUACAACCCGCUACGAGAACGAAGAAGUAAGCGAGGAUUCAAGGCUGUAUACAAACGAGGUUAAGUCUGAGGAGUUUGCUAUCCUCUCCACAUCGAGUGAAAGAGAAGAAAUCCGAGAACUGGGAUCGCUUGACGGAAAGUUCGCUGUGCCCUCCGAUCCAUCGCAGGCUCCCCUAAAAUCACCCAGCAAAACAGCUCGGAGCGAACAGGUAGCGAUUUCGAACGCCCAGCGUAUCGACGACUGGUGUGUUCAAAAUGACCGCCAAGUGUCAAGUCUUCGCACCCCAACUAACAAAAGAAUCCAGGAAAUCGUUGAAGCCUGGGGGGUCGAAAAUGAUACUCCUUCAGUUGCCAUUAUCACGCCAUUCGCUGACUUUAAAGUGCCUAGUAACCAUUUAGACAACUACACAGCACACAUAUUGGACUUCAUGAGUCCCGCCCAGCGACUAAGGCUUCGCAAUCUCGCAGAGUCCAUGAUGCCGUUAUUGAAAAGGCAACUGACCCCACGGUUUUCGUCCCCUAAGUUCAAGAAUAUUCCUUCUGUUUUCAGCAAUAGAGAAUUGCAACUUCAGUGCUCACUUCAAUUAGAAAUGAUAAGCAGCCUAACGCUAGGCCAAGAUUCGGAUGCGGGAACAUCCAGAUCCCAAAGCGAAACUGGCAGUUACCAAAUGUCCAAUUCCACUUCAGGACUACAGUCCUGGUAUGGGUGGAACAUUGUGGCCCGGUUCACUACAGACCAUAUCUCAGGUUACUGA
Molecule: messenger RNA, 894 nt
Organism: Lachancea nothofagi CBS 11611
Lineage: Eukaryota; Fungi; Ascomycota; Saccharomycetes; Saccharomycetales; Saccharomycetaceae
Source: the annotation of a GenBank genome assembly